Messenger RNA from Pieris brassicae (large cabbage white), 2401 nucleotides. RefSeq names its product carotenoid isomerooxygenase-like (gene ninaB). Gene Ontology annotation, biological process: carotene catabolic process; retinal metabolic process. The transcript is spliced from 15 exons. The record is from RefSeq and is a predicted model, not a curated record. Bases 516 to 2039 code for a protein of 507 amino acids. Lineage: Eukaryota; Metazoa; Arthropoda; Insecta; Lepidoptera; Pieridae. Gene Ontology annotation, molecular function: beta-carotene 15,15'-dioxygenase activity; carotenoid dioxygenase activity.
UCUUGUAUGUUUGGCCUCUAUUACAUAAAAACUCUAAUCUAGAGUCCUGAAAGACUUAUUAGCAAAAAUUGUUUCUUUACGGGUAGACAAACCUUUAAGUAAUUGGUUGUUCAACAAAGUGGUUCAAACAACGCGAGCGCUAUAUGAUUGUCUCUGGAGGGUUCAGUCAGGGUCAGCUAGAUAUUGAACUUGUAAUGGCCUUGCCUCGCCGGAGGUCACCGGAAGGACAAUCCCUCGGGACCAAUAGGUAUCUUCUACACACAAAAACUUCGUCGUGGACACGCUAGUGUUUCCAUACAUUUUACGUUUUGGCGUUGGUAUUGUGCGAGGGAUCUCACAGAACAUCGUGAACUUCGACAAAGGCCGUCCGCCCUAGCAGAUGCCUAAAUAAUUAAACGGAUAUAAUUUAUAUAUAAGUAAAACUGAUUAGUGAAUUCGUGUAACAAAAUAUAAUUUAAUUAAGUCCUUUUAUAUGUGAUUCUAGUUUUGUGAAUAUUGACUUAUUUUAAAUUAAGAUGGAAAAAGAGGUGAAACUCUACCCGAAUUGUGACUCUACGGUGUGGUUAAGAUCUUGCGAAGAGGAGAUUAUCAGACCUAUUAAAGGAACCAUUACGGGAGAGAUCCCUCACUGGCUACGUGGAACCUUGAUUCGUAAUGGACCGGGCUCUUUAAAAGUAGGUUCCAUGAGAUACAAACAUCUUUUUGACAGCGCAGCUCUUUUACAUAGAUUUGCAAUCCAAGAUGGCGAAGUGACGUACCAAUGCCGUUUUCUGAAAUCAAACACGUAUAAGAGAAACCAAACUGCUCAGAGGAUUGUCGUCACGGAGUUCGGUACGGCAGCCACACCUGAUCCGUGCCAUACAAUAUUUGACAGAUUCGCUGCAAUGUUCAAACCGGGCGAGUCGUUAACGGACAAUGCAAUGAUAUCCGUGUAUCCAUUUGGAGACGAAAUCUACGCUUUUACUGAGGGUCCUGUCAUACAUAGAAUCGAUCCCACUACACUUGACACGCUGGACCGAAGGAAUCUCACAGAAUGCAUAGCUAUAUUGAACCACACAUCACAUCCUCAUGUCAUGCAAAACGGUGAUGUAUAUAAUGUCGGUAUGUCUGUAAUAGCGGGAAGAAUUAAACACGUCGUUGUCAAAUUUCCUUAUCUUGAUAAAGGGGAUAUGUUUGCAAAGGCGGAAGUGGUCGGAAGUAUAAAACCUCGAUGGUCGUUCCAUCCAGCAUAUAUGCACACUUUUGGUAUAACAGAAAACUACUAUAUAAUAGUAGAGCAACCACUCACUCUAUCUUUGAUGCAAAUGGCCCGGAAUCAGUUGAUCAAUCAACCGCUCGUUACCAGUCUUAAGUGGUUCCAAGAUUACGAGACCCAUAUAAUAUUAAUAAACCGUAAAACAGGAUUUGAAGAAAAACGGUAUACAACUGAAACAUUAUUUUUUCUUCAUAUAAUUAAUUGCUACGAAUGUGACCAGAAGGUUGUGGUGGAUUUGUGUGCUUAUAAGGAUGCCAAAAUAAUAGAUGCUAUGUAUGUAGAUGCUAUAGAGACCAUGCAAACCAAUCCUGAUUAUGCACAGUGCUUUCGAGGUAGACCGAAGAGGUUAGAAAUUGACUUAAGCGAACCCAAUUUAACAAAAAUUAAAUCACGUAUACUAGCUGAUAUUGGGUGUGAAACACCAAGACUGCAUUAUGACAAAUUUAAUGGCCGGCCAUACCGAUACUUUUACGCAAUUGGUUCUGAAGUUGAUGUAGAGCAUACAGGAUCACUGAUAAAAGUGGAUACGAAAACUGGUGAGAUUCUUAUGUGGUGGGAUGAAAACAGCUACCCCAGUGAACCCAUAUUCGUACCAAAACCUGAAGCUAAGGACGAGGACGAUGGUGUCAUUAUUAGUGCUGUUGUCUGUGGUAACGACGAGCGCCGUGUGUCACUGAUAAUAUUGAAUGCUAAAGACCUCACAGAGCUAGCAAGGACCACUUUCACAACACCGUCGCCGGCGCCGAAAUGCCUUCACGGAUGGUUUAUACCCACAAAGGAAUGAAUAUACUAUACCAAACGGUUUAUUUUAUUUUUUAAACCAGUUGUAUUAUCAUAUGAAAAUCAAAUCGCUUACUACUUAUAUAUAUUAAUUGUCAGUCAAUUAACCUUUGGCAGAUUUACACAUGUUGUUAUUAUUUAUAUUUUUUCUUUGGAUUUCAUUUCAUUUAAUUUUAGUUAUAGGUGCAUGUUAUUUCGACUUUUUCUUUUUGUUAAUUAAUUGUGCACUUCUUGUUCUUUACCCUUUGUAGGUGUUUCCUUUUUUAACCUCCCAUAUUAGGGUUGCCUGGAAGAAACUGCUUGUUAGCAAUAAGGCCGCCUGUUGCCUAAUAACUUAUGUAACCUACUUACUUUUUGUUUUCUGUU